This is a messenger RNA of Fragaria vesca subsp. vesca, 1783 nucleotides long. RefSeq lists its product as uncharacterized. Lineage: Eukaryota; Viridiplantae; Streptophyta; Magnoliopsida; Rosales; Rosaceae. The record is from RefSeq and is a predicted model, not a curated record. Bases 116 to 1411 code for a protein of 431 amino acids. The transcript has 3 exons.
ACCACCACACUCUCUAACUCUCUCUUUUCCAUAUGAAAAAAGAGAGCUGAGCUAGCUUGCUCUACUUGUUCUGCAACAUCCUCUCCUUCUGUUUUGAUCUGCUUUUCUUAGCUUUAUGGCUCUUCUCACUUUCCAACCAGAGGCCACAGAGCCCAAGAAGAAGAAGAAACAUGUCCAACCACAACAACAACCACCCUCUAAACGCAGCCACCAUAAGCAGCACUCCUCCUCAAAAAAGCAGCAGCCACCUCCACAAAAGCCCCCCUCCACCUCUUCAUGGGAUCACUUCAAGAACCUCCUCACCUGCAAACAGAUCGAGGGUUCCAGAGUCCACGACCCCUCCAAAAACGCCGUCGGCUACUCCAAGCUCGGGUCCUCCUGCGGCUCUAUAUGCAGUUUCAAAGACGUUGUUCACGGAAACACAACCAGCCGGGUUGUUCACAGAGCCGAUAACUCGCCGGACAGUAGCUCGCUGGGUCAAGAAACCGGGUUGCUGAGCCGGAAAGUUGCAUCCCGGUCUGAGUCAGGGUCAGCUUCUAGAUCCAACCGCGGUGGCGGUGCUGGUUAUACGUCAUCUAAUUCGUCUAGAGGGAUGCAAUUCAGGAAGCUCUCCGGGUGUUACGAGUGCCAUUACAUCGUUGACCCUAGCAGGUACCCAGUUCCAAGGUCUACUAUCUGCUCUUGCCCUCAUUGCGGUGAGAUCUUCCCCAAAUUGGAGAGUUUGGAACUUCACCAAUCCAUUCGCCAUGCUGUAUCGGAGCUAGGAGUGGAAGAUUCCGGCAGAAACAUCGUGGAGAUAAUAUUCAAGUCGAGCUGGCUGAAGAAGGACAGUCCCAUUUGCAGGAUCGAACGGAUACUCAAGGUCCAGAACACACAGCGCACGAUCCAACGCUUCGAGGACUGCCGCGACGCCGUGAAGAACCGAGCCCUUAACAGCGCCCGAAAGAAUCCCCGCUGCGCCGCCGACGGCAACGAGCUGCUGCGCUUCCACUGCACCAGCAUCUCCUGCCCCCUCGGCGCGCGUGGCUCCACCAACCUCUGCGGCUCCGUCCCGGGCUGCGGUGUCUGCACCACCAUCCGGCACGGCUUCCAAGGCCACGGAGGAGGAGAGGUUGUUGGCAGCAAGGGAGUGCGGACUACUGCCAGCAGCGGUAGGGCCCACGACUCGUUGCAUUGUACGGACGGGCGUAGGGCAAUGCUGGUUUGCCGCGUCAUUGCCGGCAGGGUGAGGCGGGUUGCGGAAGAUGCGGCGGAGGAGGAGGGUGUGACAGCAUCAUCAUCAGCUGGUGGGACGUACGAUUCCGUCGCCGGGUACGCCGGAGUGUUCUCGAAUCUAGAGGAGCUGGUUGUGUUUAAUCCGAGGGCGAUACUCCCGUGUUUCGUAGUCAUUUACAAAGCUCUUGACUCUUAGAUAUAGAUGCCCUAGCCUAGCUAGCUCGUUAUGCUUACUAUGUAUUCAUUUCGAUACAAGAUAGGAUUUUCUAUCCCUACAAAAAAAAAAAGGGAAAAUCCAAUGUUGUAUUUCAUUGUUUGGGUGCCAGCAGUACGUAUCGCAGUUUUCUACUAUACAUAUAUAUCUGUAUACCAUGCAUCAAGCUGUGAGUCGUCCGAUCAUUUUGAAUUUUGAAUUGCUAAACGAUCGGACGAUUUACGGCUUAAUGUAUGUUAUACAAAUGUGUAUAGCAGCCGAAACCGUAUGUAUCAACUAAAUUAAUUUCAGUGUGCGUGGUUGGUGUAUAUACAUCUUUGCUGUCUUAGUUUAUUAUGUUUAUAUAUCUAGCUC